AUGUCAGUCCUCCGGCAUGGAGGAGGAGGUGGCUUCCUCCAGCGGCGCCUCACGAAACUAUAUACCGAUACGAAAACCUCCUGCGAGAGCGUUACGACAGCCUCAAAGGCCCUCGAUGAUCCUGAGCUCGUCGCCCUCCAUGGGAGUUUCCAGAAACAGAGGGAUCGCUUGCUGGCGUGGGGACUGGAUUGGAGCGACGCAAGCGCCGCGCAGCCCAACGACAUCGAUGAAUCUUUGACUGCUGCAGGCUUCAGCGAUGUCGUCGAGAGUGUCAUGUCAUCGAUCCAAGAACUCCUCAACGAUGCUGAGCAAGUCCAGCAUGUGGAUGCGCCCAUGCUUCCUUCCAAGGAACGGAAAGUCGAUAUACCAUCGAAGGAUACCCUCGCUAGCAGACCUGUUAAAACGCAAUGGACGGAGGAAGAUAUAACUCGCUCGAACAAGAUUUUGAAUGAACUCACUGGCUGCAUUGAUACCCUUUAUGAUCUCUCGCGCUCCCGGCGGACAAUGGCUUCCAGCAUGUCAUCCAGCAGGAACAGCGCGCGCCGCCCACGACCCAACCUCACCUCACCUUACGACUCAUCGCACGGUUCAUUCUCCGAUUCCAAGGAGAAAGUACAAAGCCCGAAGCAAAUGUUCGAUACAUUCACCUACUCGCCCACGACCACACACCGUGACUCCCCUAAUCCUUUCUUGCCAUUGAACCAUCUCCUCAUUGAUCGCUCAGCUCUGCAACUAUAUGGAGCGGCGCACGAUAAUAGCCCUCCUCCAUAUGAACCCGUUGCGGCAUCUUCCAACUCGCGUGCCAUUGGACGACUGAAGUCAUCGGCAUCGCAUCUUCUCGCCUCCACAAAAGAGUCUCAUGUCUCGGUGCUUGUCGAGUUUAUGCCUAUAUUGGCGGAGUCAAAAAUGGAUAACAAGAGUGCUCGACUGGAAAAGCUCCAACAGUCUCUUGAUCAGUUGCUACAGAACGCUAGAAUCUCGCACUUGGGGUUGAUGCGAUUUUUGGGCUACUGCAUUGAUAACUCGAAUUCUCGCUAUGCAUUCCUUUAUCAGAUGCCGGUCGACUACUUCCCGUUCCUACAGAAUCCGAGUGACCUAUUGAAGGAGUUAAAGCCUAAGCCAUUGGUCGCUCUUCUUCCUUCAGCAGAGGAGUACCGGGAGAAUCGAGUUCCGAACCUUGACACUCGCUUUCGAUUGGCUUACGAUCUCUUAAUGUCCGCUCUCCAUCUGAGAAGUCAAAAUGCCGUUCAUGGAAAUAUCAACAGCAGCAACGUUAUCUUCUUCCCGGGCCGAAGUGAUGCGAGUGAUGAUGAAAGUGGUCUUGUACCUGAUCUUCGCCGCCCUUAUCUCACCUCUCCGGCACGGUUCUCUGGGGAUGGACCAACCCCUGAGCCGUUGUCUUCGGCAAUGUAUCGUCACCCAGAGGACAAGAGAUGUGUUGAGGAUGAUGGCGCGUGGGCCUAUGACCUUUACUCGCUAGGCCUCAUUCUAUUAGAGAUAGGCCUGUGGGCACCAGUUGGGCGGCUUUGGAAGAUGAAGUACGACCGCUCGUGGUUCAAGCAUCGAGUGGAAGAUCUUUAUGUUAAGAAGCUCGGCCCUAAGUGCGGUGGUGCCUAUCUUCAAGCCGUUCAGUUGUGCCUUGAUGCCCCCAACUUCCAUUUAUCGACACAGCCGAUGACAGACCUUGGUCUCCGUGUCCCACAAAUUUACCACUACCCGGUACUCGACUUGUCGGACCCUGAUGGCACUUUCUCUUUUUCAAUGAAUUUCAUGUAUACAAUCUGCAAGAUACUGUGGUCAUGUUGCCGGAUUGAUAUCUUCUCGGCACCCUCGGCAGAAGAAUUGGAUGACUGCCUUCCACUCGCUCUUGUCCCCACCCCCGAACCGGUCACCAUCGAGGAUAAAGUCAGGGCAUAUAAGUCAUCGAAGCGCGAGAUGUCUAAUUAUGACAAGAAGCUUCCCACAAUUCCAGCCGAUGCAUGGAGUGCCGCGAAUGAAGAUAAACACAUUGAAAAGCCACAAAAGAAACGGACCGUCAAGAGGCUUCCGCACUUGGAAAUACCGGACGAGCACCUACAAGAGUGGAAUUUCCAAAUAAUGCCUCGAGUGAGUCGCCUUCUUCAAAAGAUCUUAAAGGAGUCCUCCGAGUCAUGUGGAGUAAACCUCAUCAUGACUGGCGAAUCGCCUGAAAGUGCCAAAACCACGAUUUGUGUUACUUGCGCCAGCGUGAAGAAAGUUCGAAUGGCCCUCAAGAAGCAUUUUGCUCUUGGUCGGGAUGACUGGGAUUUGAUUGUCCUCCGUGGCGAUAUCGAACGCUCCAAGGUUCCUCGGAACCGGCGCCGGAGACCGGCCAAAGCUCGCCCGAAUGUAUCCAAUGAUACACCCUUUCGUCAGCGAGAGCUCAAUCCAUGUCACCAGCAGCGACCUUUAUGCGGAGCAUCCAUCGGUGCUUUUCAGAACGAAGAGCACCUACCUCCCGUCUCAUAUGGUGGUGCCGUCAUCGUCGAUGGCUUACCGUAUGGCUUAACAGUACAUCAUAUGUUGGAAGCUCCUAGCGAAGAUGAGGGCCAAGACAGUGGCCCCGCAGAGUCCAACCAAGACGCCCCUUCCAGGUAUGACUAUCCAGAGGAUGACUCGUCUGACAUGAACUUCGAUUUCGAAAUUUCCGAUAUCGAGGACGGAGACGAUCCGUCACAAGGCCUUGAGUCUGGGUAUGAUGAAUUCUGGCUUUCAGAUGAAGAUUCAUCAGAUGACGACUCCAUUGGCCCCGAUGACGAUGAUGAUGACACCGCGUCUAUCGGCGAUACUGCGGGCAUUGAACCCGGCGAAGAACCUCGGCUGCUUGUCACCCAACCAGCUAUUGACGAUGUACAUGAAGACUUUUUUCCAUCUCCAGAAGAUCGCGAUGACGAGCAUCUAGCCUCACACUCCCUAGGUUAUGUUCACGCAUCAUCUGGAGUACGGCGCUGGACCCGAAAGGGUCUGAAACAUGAGAUUGACUGGGCACUUAUCAAAGUCGAUGAAGCCCGCAUGGACCCUCGCAACAUCAUUCUGGAUACUACUAGAUCAAGUAUCGCUCGUCCGGGUCGCCCUAUCCCGCCACAACCCAUAUUUCUGAACCAGGUGGCCCGGAUGGAGGAGCUAGGUGGCUUGCAAGUUCAUUGCUGUGGCCGCACAAGUGGACUUCAAACAGGGCAGAUAUCCAAGGCUAUGACAUUGGUCAAACUUCAGGGACGGCAUUCAUUCUCAACCAGCUUUUGCGUCAAUGGGAACUUCGGAGCCCCUGGCGACUCCGGCGCAUGGGUCUUCGACCGUCCCACGGGCCGUGUCUGCGGCCAUGUUCUCGCCUGGUCCGCAAAAAGCAACACCACCUACAUUUCGCCUAUGGAAGUCACCUUCGAUGACAUCGCACGCACGCUCCGCGCCUCUGUCGUCUCCCUCCCUGGCGACCCGAGCCGAUCCAUGGGUUACGUCGACCCUAACUCCCCGCAGUCCGCUCAAUACCGCUAUCAGGCACAGCGGCUGCCAGGGGACUUUGGUCGUUUGGCUUUUGGAGCUGGAGGUUCCCCCCGGUCCGCCUGUACCACCCUAUCCCCACCAUUAUCCUCGCCCUCAAGCCCACCAUCCGGCUUACGGACGUCCUCCACCUCCGCCUCCACCCCCUCCCGGCUCCCGAGAAGCCCAUGGGCCCGUGUACAGUGGCCCUGUCCCCCCAUUCCGCCGUCCCUUCUGGCUGGGCCCCGUAACAUCGAGCGACAACUUGCUUGA
Molecule: messenger RNA, 3768 nt
Organism: Penicillium mononematosum
Lineage: Eukaryota; Fungi; Ascomycota; Eurotiomycetes; Eurotiales; Aspergillaceae
Exons: 3
Coding region: 1-3768 (1255 amino acids)
Source: RefSeq, a predicted model, not a curated record